Molecule: messenger RNA, 6668 nt
Organism: Tripterygium wilfordii
Lineage: Eukaryota; Viridiplantae; Streptophyta; Magnoliopsida; Celastrales; Celastraceae
Product: titin-like
Exons: 1
Coding region: 381-6668 (2095 amino acids)
Source: RefSeq, a predicted model, not a curated record
AACCCCCCUCACUUCUGGUUCUUAAUACAUUUAUAAUUUGAGGAAAAACAGAAGCUAUGGAGCUAGAAUUGGCACUCAAGAUCACCAGAACCAGAGAUGAUAUCACCUCCUUGUCCGACCUUCGAAUCUCCAAAGAUCCUCAUGGUCCUCUUUUCGUGUCGAGAGAGACCAACACCAUGUUCGUCCUCAUCGCACAUCUCAAAGGUACUCAUAAUAAUUCUUUGCUUUUUUUAGGUGGAUUUCUUGUUGUCAUGAAAUGAAGUGUUUAAAGUUUUUAUGAUGUUUGGGCCUACAUAGAUUACAGAGGAGACAACAUUGAUAUCAAGAUAAAUGAAGAUGGGAGUAGGAUAGAGAUAGCCGGGGCGAAGCCGGUUGAGGAGAUGGUGUUGAAGAGGUGGAUUAUGUGGAACAAGAAAUUGAAAUUGAGGACUUUCAAGAAGGUGUUCCGGGUACCGGAUGGUGUGGUUUUGGAUAAAAUUAAGGCCAAAUUCAAUGAAGAAGAUUCAGCUUUGACAAUUACAAUGCCUAAAAUGGUGAAAGGAAUUGUUGGGGUUGCGAUUGAGGAAGUGAAGGAAGAAGAGGUUGAUAGAGGUACUCAAGUAACAGGUAUCAACAUCGAUCCUGAACAAGAAACUACUUCUGUACAAGAGUCUAAAGAAGCUGAACGUGUUCUGGAGACCAAACCUGAGAUAUCGCAAACUACAGCAGGAGAAGCGCCCACGGAAGAAUCUGAUCGGGGGGAAACUUCAGCUACAGAAGAUGGUUUAAUUGAAGAGGAAUCACAAGAAACUGGGGAAGUAAGUGAUAACAAAGGGGAAUUCGGUGCAACAGAGAAUGUACAAGAGUCUAAAGAAGCUGAACAGGUUGUGGAGACCAAACCUGAGAUAGCGCAAACUGCAGCAGGAGAAGCGCCCACGGAAGAAUCUGAUCGGGGGGGAACUUCAGCUACAGACGAUGGUUUAAUUGAAGAGGAUUCAAAAGAAAUUGGUGAAGUAAGUGAUAACAAAGGGGAAUCCAAUGCAACAGAGAAUGUACCUCAAGCGGUACCCGAAAGAGUUGGCCAUAUAGUUGACGAGACUACACAAGAAAUUGAGGAUCAAAUGGAGGUGAAAGAAAGCAUACCUGAAAAAGAAGAAGAACCUUCUGCUUCCAAGGCAGUUGAAGAACCACAACCUGAAGAGAUUCCAGAAUUGAAAGAGGAAACACCAGAGGCAGAAAAAGAGGUAGUCGGGUCUGAGUUAUUAGUGACUGGAGUUGAAGAACCAAUAAAGCCUGAACCUGAUCAAGAAGAGCAAGCAGACAACAAACAAGUUAAUGAGCAAGAAACUGACCAAGCAAGGAAUGAAAUACAAGAAUCGGUGGACAAAGUGGAAUCCGAUGCAACAGAGAAAGUACCAGAAAGACUUGGCCAGAUGGUUGAGGAGACUUCACAAGAAAAUGAGGAUCAAAUGGAGGAGAAAGAAAGCACACAUAAAAAAGUAGAAGAACCUUCUGCUUCCAAUGCCUUGGAACCUAAGGAAGUCCAACCCGAGCGACAAACUCAGGAGCCCAAGACAACAAUGCCACCACCAGAGCAAGCAGAGAACAAAGAACAAGUUCAUGAGCAAGAAACUGACCAAGCAAGGAAUAAAAUAGAAGAAUCGAUGGACAAAGUGGAAUCCGAUGCAACGGAGAAUGUACCUGAAAGAGUUGGCCAGAUAAUUGAGGAGACUUCACAAGAAAUUGAGGAUCAAAUGAAGGUGAAAGAAAGCACACCUGAAAAAGUAGAAAAACCUUCUGCUUCCAUUGCCUUGGAACCUAUGGAAGUCCAACCACAGCGAGAAACUCAGGAGCACGAGACAACAAUGCCACCACCAGUUGAAGAACCACAACCUCAAGAGAUUUCAGAAUUGAAAGAGGAAACAUCAGAGGCAGAAAAAGAGGUAAAGGGGCCUGAGUUAUUAGUGACCGGAGUUGAAGAACACAAAACGAAUGAAAAAAGUCAAAUCAAAAGCAAUGUGGUUGAAGAACUUGAAAAGCAAGAAGCUGGUGUGGGUGUUGAAGAAUCAAUAAAGCCUGAACCUGAACCUGAACCUGAACCUGAACCUGAUCAAGAAGAGCAAGCAGAGAAUGAAAUACAAGAAUCGGUGGACCAAGUGGAAGCCGAUGCAACAGAGAAUGUACCUGAUAGAGUUGGCCAGAUAGUUGAGCAGACUUCACCAGAACUUGAGGAUCAAAUGGAGGUGAAAGAAAGCAGACCUAAAAAAGUAGAAGAACCUUCUGCUUCCAAUGCCUUGGAACCUAAGGAAGUCCAACCCAAGCAAGAAACUCAAGAGCCCGAGAAACCAAUGCCACCACCAGUUGAAGAACCACAACCUGAAGAGAUUCCAGAAUUGAAAAAGGAAACACCAGAGGCAGAAAAAGAGGUAGUCGGGUCUGAGUUAUCAGUGACCGGAGUUGAAGAACACAUAACCAAUGAAAAAAGUCAAAUCGAAAGCAAUGUGGUUGAAGAACUUGUAAAGCAAGAAGCUGGUGUCGGUGUUGAAGAGCCAAUAAAGCCUGAACCUGAUCAAGAAGAGCAACCAGAUAAUAAAGAACAAGUUCAUGAGCAAGAAACUGACCGAGCAAGGAAUAAAAUACAAGAAUCGAUGGACAAAGUGGAAUCCGAUGCAACGGAGAAUGUACCUGAAAGAGCUGGCCAGAUAAUUGAGGAGACUUCACAAGAAAUUGAGGAUCAAAUGGAGGUGAAAGAAAGCACACCUGAAAAGGUAGAAAAACCUUCUGCUUCCAUUGCCUUGGAACCUAAGGAAGUCCAACCCAAGCGAGAAACUCAGGAGCACGAGACAACAAUGCCACCACCAGUUGAAGAACCACAACCUCAAGAGAUUCCAGAAUUGGAAGAGGAAACAACAGAGGCAGAAAAAGAGGUAGAGGGGUCUGAGCUAUCAGUGACCGGAGUUGAAGAACACAAAACGAAUGAAAAAAGUCAAAUCAAAAGCAAUGUGGUUGAAGAACUUGAAAAGCAAGAAGCUGGUGUGGGUGUUGAAGAACCAAUAAAGCCUGAACCUGAUCAAGAAGAGCAAGCAGAGAAUGAAAUACAAGAAUCGGUGGACCAAGUGGAAGCCGAUGCAACGGAGAAUGUACCUGAAAGAGUUGGCCAGAUAGUUGAGCAGACUUCACCAGAACUUGAGGAUCAAAUGGAGGUGAAAGAAAGCAUACCUAAAAAAGUAGAAGAACCUUCUGCUUCCAAUGCCUUGGAACCUAAGGAAGUCCAACUCGAGCAAGAAACUCAGGAGCCCGAGACAACAAUGCCACCAACAGUGGAAGAACCACAACCAGAAGAGAUUCCAGAAUUGAAAGAGGAAACACCAGAGGCAGAGAAAGAGGUAGUGGGGUCUGAGUUAUCAGUGACCGGAGUUAAAGAACACAAAACGAAUGGAAAAAUUCAAAUCGAAAGCAAUGCGGUUGAAGAACUUGAAAAGCAAGAAGCUGGUGUGGGUGUUGAAGAACCAAUAAAGCCUGAACCUGAUCAAGAAGAGAAAGUAGAGAACAAAGAAAAAGUUCAUGACCUAGAAACUGACCAAGCAAGGAAUGAAAUAAAAGAAUCGGUGGACAAAGUGGAAUCUGAUGCAAUGGAGAAUGUACCUAAAAAAGUUGGCCAGAUAGUUGAGGAGACUACACAAGAAAUUGAGGAUCAAAUGGAGGUGAAAAAAAGCACACCUGAAAAAGUAGAACUUUCUGCUUCCAUUGCCUUGAAACCUAAGGAAGUCCAACCCAAGCGAGAAACUCAGGAGCACGAGACAACAAUGCCACCACCAGUUGAAGAACCACAACCUGAAGAGAUUCCAGAAUUGAAAGAGGAAACACAAGAGGCAGAAAAAGAGGUAGAGGGGUCUGAGUUAUCAGUGACCGGAGUUGAAGAACACAAAACGAAUAGAAAAAGUCUAAUCGAAAGCAAUGUGGUUGAAGAACUAGAAAAGCAAGAAGUUGGUGUGGGUGUUGAAGAACCAAUAAAGCCUGAACCUGAUCAAGAAGAGCAAGUAGAGAUCAAAGAACAAGUUCAUGAGCUAGAAACUGACCAAGCAAGGAAUGAAAUACAAGAUUCGGUGGACAAAGUGAAAUCCGAUGCAACGGAGAAUGUACCUGAAAGAGUUGGCCAGAAAGUUGAGGAGACUUCACAAGAAAUUGAGGAUCAAAUGGAGGUGAAAGAAAGCACACCUGAAAAAGUAGAAGAACCUUCUGUUUCCAUUGCCUUGGAACCUAAGGAAGUCCAGCCCGAGCGAGAAACUCGGGAGCCUGAGACAACAAUGCCACCACCAGCUGGAGAACCACAACCUCAAGAAAUGAAAGAGGAAACACCAGAGGCAGAAAAAGAGGUAGUGGGGUCUGAGUUAUCAGUGACAGGAAUUGAAGAACACAAAACGAAUGAAAAAAGUCAAAUCGAAAUCAAUGUGGUUGAAGAACUAGAAAAGCAAGAAGCUGGUGUGGGUGUUGAAGAACCAAUAAAGCCUGAACCUGAUCAAGAAGUGCGAGCAGAGAACAAAGAACAAGUUCAUGAGCUAGAAACUGACCAAGCAAGGAAUGAAAUACAAGAAUUGGUGGACAAAGUGGAAUCUGAUGCAACGAAGAAUGUACCUGAAAAAGUUGGCCAGAUAGUUGAGGAGACUUCACAAGAAAUUGAGGAUCAAAUGGAGGUGAAAGAAAGCGCACCUGAAAAAGUAGAAGAACCUUCUGUUUCCAUUGCCUUGGAACCUAAGGAAGUCGAGCCCGAGCGAGAAACUCGGGAGCCCGAGACAACAAUGCCACCACCAGUUGAAGAACCGCAACCUCAAGAAAUGAAAAAAGAAACACCAGAGGCAGAAAAAGAGGUAGUGGGAUCUGAGUUAUCAGUGACAGGAGUUGAAGAACACAAAACGAAUGAAAAAAGUCAGGUCGAAAUCAAUGUGGUUGAAGAACUAGAAAAGCAAGAAGCUGGUGUGGGUGUUGAAGAACCAAUAAAGCCUGAACCUGAUCAAGAAGUGCGAGCAGAGAACAAAGAACAAGUUCAUGAGCUAGAAACUGACCAAGCAAGGAAUGAAAUACAAGAAUCGGUGGACAAAGUGGAAUCUGAUGCAAUGGAGAAUGUACCUGAAAAAGUUUGCCAGAUAGUUGAGCAGACUUCACAAGAAAUUGAGGAUCAAAUGGAGGUGAAAGAAAACGCACCUGAAAAAGUAGACGAACUUUCUGCCUCCAUUGCCUUGGAACCUAAGGAAGUCCAACCCAAGCAAGAAACUCAGGAGCCGGAGACAACAAUGCCACCACCAGUUGAAGAACUAGAGGUAAAAGAAAGCGCACCUGAAAAAGUAGAAGAACUUUCUGCUUCCAUUGCCUUGGAACCUAAGGAAGUCCAACCCAAGCGAGAAACUCAGGAGCCGGAGACAACAAUGCCACCACCAGUUGAAGAACCACAACCUGAAGAGAUUCCAGAAUUGAAAGAGGAAACACCUGAGGUAGAAAAAGACGUAGUGGGGCCUGAGUUAUCAGUGACUGGAGUUGAAGAACACAAAACAAAUGAAAAAAGUCACAUCAAAAGCAAUGUGGUUGAAGAACUUGCAAAGCAAGAAGCUGCUGUGGGUGUUGAAGAACCAAUAAAGCCUGAACCUGAUCAAGAAGAGCAAGCAGAGAAUAAAAAACAAGUUCAUGAGCAAGAAACUGACCAAGCAAGGAAUGAAAUACAAGAAUCGCCGGACAAAGUGGACUCCGAUGCAACAGAGAAUGUACCUGAAAGAGUUUGCCAGAUAGUUGAGGAGACUUCACCAGAAAUUGAGGAUCAAAUGGAGGUGAAAGAAAGCACACCUGAAAAAGUAGAAGAACCUUCUGCUUCCAUUGCCUUGGAACCUAAGGAAGUCCAACCCGAGCGAGAAACACAGGAGUUCGAGACAACAAUGCCACCACCAGUUGAAGAACCACAACCUGAAGAGAUUCCAGAAUUGAAAGAGGAAACACCAGAGGCAGAAAAAGAGGUAGUGGAGUCCGAAUUAUCGGUGACUGGAGUUGAAGAACACAAACCAAAUGAAAAAAGUCAAAUCGAAAGCAAUGUGGUUGAAGAACUUGAAAAGAAAGAAGCUGGUGUGGGUGUUGAAGAACCAAUAAAACCUGAACCUGACCAAGAAGAGCAGGCAGCGAACAAAGAACAAGUUCAUGAUCAUGAAACUGACCAAGCAAGUAAUGAAAUACAAGAAUCGGUGGACGAGGCAAGACUUAAUGGGGAAGAAGAAAGGAAUGAGAGAAUAAAUCCAGAAGUGGAGCAACAGAUAGAUGGGAGUGAAGGACCAAUUCAGGAGAAUAAGAAAAAGAAGAAGAAAAAACCUAACCUGUGUCCUUCUCUUGUUGUUGUAGGAUCAGCCACUCUUGUCUCUCUGAUAGUUAUUGUCAUUAGGUUCAUUAGAUCAGAUCAUGAGCAAGAAACUGUCCAAACAUGGAAUGAAAUACAAGAAUCGGUGGACGAAGCAAGACUUACUACGGAAGAAGAAAAGAAUGAGAAUGUAAAUCCAGAAGCGGAGAAACAGAUAGAUAGGAGUGAAGGACCAAUUCAGGAGAAUGAGAAGCAGCAAAAGCCUGACCUGUGUCCUCUUGUUGUUGCAGGAUCAGCCACUCUUAUCUCUCUUGUAGUUCUUGUCAUUGGGUCGAUCACAUCAAACAAAAGAUAG